GCCCUUCACCCCUUCCUUACAAACCCUAAUUUUCUCUCCCCUUCUGCUUCCCUGCCCAGUACCCGUCUCCAUUUUACUCCAACCAGCUCUGUCUCUGUCUCUCUCUCUCUCUCUCUCGGAAAUCGAACUGUUGAGAUGACGAUGAUGAUGAUUGCCCGGUAAGAGAUUGAGAAUCAAUUGAUAAAUUUGGUGGUUUGCGUCGAGACAUGUUAGAUCCCUUUGCUGUGAGUCACGUUCGAUCCAAAAUCUGGCUUCGCAAAAGGAAAAAAAGCCCUAAAUUUGUGAUUGGCAGUCUGUAAUUUUUAGUGAAUUUCAGCUAUUGUAUUAUAAGUUGACGGUUUCAUCGUUGUACAGCUCGGAUAUUAGUGUUAGGGUUUUUUGCGUCUGUUGAUUUUGUACAGCUGCGGGUGGUGGUAGUUGGGCUUCAAUUUUGUGCAAUUCGAAUCUUUGAAAGUGGCGAAGAUGAGUUUGGGUGCGGCCGAGGAUGAUUCGGCGCAAGAGAUACAUAUGCCGGCGGACAUCGAUUGGCAAAUGCUCGACAAAUCGAAAUUUUUCUUCCUCGGCGCAGCCCUCUUUUCUGGUGUAUCUGCUACGCUUUAUCCUGUUGUGGUGUUGAAAACACGCCAACAGAUAACUCUGUCCCACGUUUCGUGUAUCAAAAUGGCGUUCUUGCUUGUGGGGCAAGAAGGUUUUCGCAGUCUGUAUAGAGGGUUUGGAACAUCCCUUAUGGGGACUAUCCCUGCUAGGGCGCUUUACAUGACUGCACUUGAGGUAACAAAGAGUAAUGUUGGGACCGCCACGAUUAGAUUAGGGUUUCCAGAAGCAUCUGCAGCGGCAAUUGCCAAUGCUGCUGCAGGGCUAAGUGCUGCCAUGGCAGCGCAGCUUGUUUGGACCCCAGUUGAUGUUGUGAGCCAAAGACUUAUGGUGCAGGGCAGUGAGAAAUCAAAAAUCCCAAAUGCUUCAGCAUGUAAAUAUUUAGGCGGAAUUGAUGCAUUUAGGAAAAUUCUCAUCUCAGAUGGCCUAAGGGGUUUGUAUAGAGGGUUCGGGAUUUCAAUCUUAACCUAUGCCCCUUCAAAUGCAGUUUGGUGGGCAUCUUACUCAGUUGCACAACGGCUUGUUUGGGGUGGAAUUGGUUGCUAUUUUCUGAAGAAAGAUUAUGGAAAUAGUGAGAAUGGGAGCACUGCACUGCGACCAGAUUCGAAAAUGAUAAUGGCUGUUCAGGGGGUCAGUGCAGCCAUGGCAGGUGGUGUUUCAGCUUUAAUUACAAUGCCGCUUGAUACAAUAAAGACGAGAUUACAAGUUUUGGAUAGCGAGGAGAAUGGUCGUCGUGGACCAACCAUUGGACAAACUGUUAGAAACUUGGUGAGGGAAGGUGGUUGGAUGGCUUGUUACAGAGGAUUGGGCCCUCGAUGGGCUUCAAUGUCAAUGUCUGCAACAACAAUGAUUACUACCUAUGAGUUUCUGAAACGGUUAUCUGCUAAGAAUCAAGAGGUUUUGACAUGAUGAAAAGAAAGAAGAAAGCAUGAUGUCAGAAAGCAUAAAGUGAAGGAGCAUUGAGAUCUUGUAUAGUUGCUAAAACAUUUGAAGGGCAGUCUGGUGCACAAAGCUCUCACGUAUGUGGGGUUCAAGGAAGGGGCAGACCACAAUGGGUCUACAGUAUGCAGCCUUACCUUACAUUUUUGAAAGUCGCUAUUUCCACGUCUUGAGCCUAUGACAUCUACUCUCUAAGUGUUAAUAAUAAUGCUCUACACACGCGCGCGCAUGGUAUCUUUUAACCGUUCAGCUACACUUAUAAUCUACAAUAUCCAUGGUUACGGAGGUAGUUUAACACUUGGUGGAAGUUUUUUCCACAUAUGUGGUCCGUAUGAAGUUCAUGAACAUCAUUUGUUUUUGUCUUUUUCUUAUUUUUGGGUUGUUAUUAUUUCGGUCAUUAUCAUGGACUUGCAUUUUUGAAAUGAUCAUAAUUUUUAUAGUUUCCAU
Malania oleifera is the source of this 1980-nucleotide messenger RNA. RefSeq lists its product as uncharacterized. The transcript is spliced from 2 exons. The coding region runs from base 463 to 1503 and encodes 346 amino acids. Lineage: Eukaryota; Viridiplantae; Streptophyta; Magnoliopsida; Santalales; Ximeniaceae. The record is from RefSeq and is a predicted model, not a curated record.